This is a messenger RNA of Penicillium manginii, 3879 nucleotides long. Its product is annotated as PE repeat family protein. The record is from RefSeq and is a predicted model, not a curated record. The coding region runs from base 1 to 3879 and encodes 1292 amino acids. The transcript is spliced from 6 exons. NCBI's taxonomy places the organism in Eukaryota, Fungi, Ascomycota, Eurotiomycetes, Eurotiales, Aspergillaceae.
AUGGCCAAGAAGAAGAAGAAUAAGAACAAUAACAACAACCGUCUUCCUGCUGGAGCUACGACACCAAACCCCGAAGCCAAGGAUAUCGACAAGCCAGCCCCAGAGCCGGCUGCUGUAGGGGACGAAGAUGCAGGAGCCCCAAUACAAACCUAUGAAAUUGGCUCUUUAACUUUCUCUUCUUAUCCCAUCACCCCUAAAAAUACCAAUGCGAAUCGUCUGACGGAGGGCAAGGACCAGGAUAACCAAACGGCCGCCGAUGCCGAACCGAAAAAGGAGGAUGCCCCCGUCGAGCCCCCAACAGAAGAGCCUAGCAAGCCUGCAGAAGAGAGCUCAUCGAACUCAGAACCUGCUGAAUCACCAGAGGCAGCGACUCCGCCAACGGAGCCUGACUCCUCAGAGCCCGCAGAGCCCUCAGAGCCCGCAGAGUCUGCAGAGUCUGCAGAGGCCACCAAUCCCGCCAGCGGAGACGCAAAUGAAGAGGGUAAGGAAGAGCCUGCUGGCGAUGAGCCAGCGCCGAACCCAGAGGGCGAAAGCGCUCCAGACGAAGCCGCUCAAGAACCUCCUGCAGAGAGUGCAGAAAAUCCAGCGGUCGAAGCGAAGGACGAAGAGCCUGCACCUCCCGCAGAGGAACCAGCCACAGCUGACGACGGAGCCAAGCAAGACGAUAACAAUGACAACAAUGACGAGGAUUUUCCAGAAUGUGACCCUGAAGCCGGGCUCGACAAAGUAGAGGCCGAAAAGGAAGCACUCGCCAAGCAAGAAGCUGAAGACGCCAAAGCCGAGGAGGAUCUCCCACCGGCAGAUGGUGAUGCUCCAGCUGCUAGUGAUGAGCAACCCCCAGCAGAAGAAGCUACGGAUAUCCCUGCAGAUACACCCGCGGAUGCUUCUGCUGAAGAGCCAACCAGCAAAUCGAAAAAGAAGAAGAAGAACAAAAAGGCGGAGCCUGCACCAGAGCCCGAGAAAGAGGUCCUCAGUGAAGAACCAGCAACCGAAAGUCCGCCAGAAGCUGCACCUGCCGAUCCUGUUCCGCCAGCCGAAGAGACUCCAGCCGAAGAGCCACUUACCGAAGAGCCACCAACUGAAGAGCCACCAGCCGAAGAGUCACCCGUCGCAGAGCCACCUGUCGCCGAAGAAACAGCCGGCAAAUCGAAGAAGAAGAAGAAGAACAAAAAGGCGGAGCCUGCACCAGAGCCUAUCCCUGACCCUGUUGAACCACCUGCAGAAGAGGCAUCGGCACCACAAGGCGAUGAAAAUGCUGAAGCAGAGGCAGAGACAAAGCCCGCUGAAGCAGCAGAACCCGCCGAGGGUGACGCCCCCGGGGAACCCGAAGAAGUGCCACCAGCCACAGAACCGGAGGAGGUGCCAGCUGAAGCUACCCAAGAAACAGAAAUCGCUCCAGUUGAAGAGGCCCCCGCUGCUGAUGCUUCCAUCGAUGCACCUCCAGAGGAUAGGGCUGUCGAGGAAUCUCCAAAGGAGCCCGAGCCCGAGCCUGCUCCAGCCGCAGUUGACGAGGUCAAGGAAGAGGACACGCCUUCUGAGGAUACCGCUCCAGAGCCAGCAGCUGAGCCGGUCGAAGAGCCACAAGCAGCACCAGAGCCGGCACCAGCAGUCGAAGAAGUAGCAGAGGCACUGACUAUUGAAGAACCUGUGGCUGAACAGCCUGCAGAAGAAAUUAAAGCUGAAGCCGAAGCUGCACCUGAGGCGGAACCUGCACCUGAGCCCGAACCUCCAGCAGAAACAGUGGUGGAAGAGCCAACCUCAGAGGCAGAUCAGCCAAAGGAGAUUCCAGCAGAAGUCCCGCUGGCUGAAGCUGAAGAUGCACCUGCACCUGCACCUGCUGAGCCUGAACCAGCGCCAGAGCCUGCACCCGCUGAGCCAGAGCCAGUACCAGAACCUGCACCCGCUGAGCCAGAACCAGCGCCUGAGCCUGCUCCUGCUGAGCCAGAGCCAGUACCAGAACCUGCACCCGCCGAGCCAGAACCAGCGCCUGAGCCUGCUCCUGCUGAGCCAGAGCCAGAGCCAACGCCUGCUGAACCUGAGCCUGCACCCGCUGAGCCUGAACCAGUGCCAGAACCUGCAGCGGCUGAGCCAGAGCCAGAGCCAACGCCUGCUGAACCUGAGCCUGCACCCGCUGAGCCUGAACCAGUGCCAGAACCUGCACCGGCUGAGCCUGAGCCAGAGCCAACGCCUGCUGAACCUGAGCCUGCACCCGCUGAGCCUGAACCAGUGCCAGAACCUGCAGCGGCUGAGCCAGAGCCAGAGCCAACGCCUGCUGAACCUGAGCCUGCACCCGCUGAGCCUGAACCAGUGCCAGAACCUGCACCCGCCGAGCCAGAGCCAGCGCCAGAGCCUGCACCCGCUGAACCUGAGCCAGUUCCAGAACCUGCACCCGCCGAGCCAGAGCCAGCGCCAGAGCCUGCACCCGCUGAACCUGAGCCAGUUCCAGAACCUGCACCCGCCGAGCCAGAGCCAGCGCCAGAGCCUGCACCCGCUGAACCUGAGCCAGUUCCAGAACCUGCACCCGCAGAGCCAGAGCCAGCGCCAGCGCCAGAGCCUGCACCCGCUGAACCAGAACCAGUUCCAGAACCUGCACCCGCCGAGCCAGAACCAGCGCCUGAGCCUGCUCCUGCUGAGCCAGAACCAGUACCAGAACCUGCACCCGCUGAGCCAGAACCAGAACCAGAACCUGCACCGGCUGAGCCAGAGCCAGAGCCUGCACCCGCUGAACCAGAACCAGUUCCAGAACCUGCACCCGCCGAGCCAGAACCAGUACCGGAGCCUGAACCUGCACCCGUUGAAUACGAGCCAUUCCCUACCGAGCCUCUUGUGCCCCGGGCACCCGCUUCUGAUGGACUUGCACCUGAUGAGAUUCCUCCCGGGGAGUCCGCUGAGGGACCUCGUGGCGAGCUUAUGGAUCCCAUGGAUCCUACGGUAACUAGGCAAGGUUCUCGCAGAAAGAAGAGACGUUCGUCCAGUUAUCGUGAAGACCGUGAACGAGAGCGACGACAUUCGAAGACCUCCUCUGAGGGCCGCAAGGAGCAGCUUUCCCGCCCCAAGAAUGACGGUGGCUUGUUCACUAAUCGGUGGGCCAAGGCUUUGGAGCAAGCCCGAAAGGAACAUGACGACAAGCAGCAGAGGAAGAUCCAGGAGAAGAGGAAGCAGGAAGCUAUCAGUGAAGACCGUCAACGCAGUGGAGUCUCGCCACCUGAGAAGACCAGAAGCUCCGAGAAGAUUGCUGCGAGAGAGGAGCCGGUAGCAGCGGAGGAACCACCUAUCGUUGAGGUUGAGAUCGAACCCAGGCCCAAGCGUCGUUCAUCCGAACAAGGCCAGGCUAGAUCGGUCAAGACCACAUCUUCGAAACAGGCAGCCUCCUCAGCUCCUGCUCCCAAGCGCGCUUUCCUUCGAUAUAUGGGUAAUGGUCAAUCGGACACGACCAGACCUAUUGUACGAGUCAACAGCACGAAGUCUACUGCCCCAACUUCUGAGCGUCGUCAUUCGAUCAGCCACAGCAACAGCAGUGGUCCGCCGAGUGAUGAGAAAGUCACCAUUGACGAGAGGGGACCUAGUACUCGCUCCGGUGGCUCUUCCUCUCGCCGCGAAGCACGUCGUGAAGAAAGGCGCGAGGAGAGACGUGAGGAGCGUCGGCAAGAAGAAGCUCGACCCGAGAGGAAAGCACGGAGACGGUCUCGCGACGAACCCGAGUCCAGCAAGCCCCGGUCAAGGGAGCGAGAGAAGAAGCCCGAGAUCUCUCGUCGCGCCGCCCGCCAGGAAAGCAGAGACAUGGAUCCUCACUCGCGCCGUCAUCGUCGUCGCGAAGAAUCUCCACCAAAGGAACAAUCCAAGCUCAAGAGUAUUCUCCGAGCUAUCGCAGCGCACUAG